Messenger RNA from Mus caroli (Ryukyu mouse), 1603 nucleotides. NCBI's taxonomy places the organism in Eukaryota, Metazoa, Chordata, Mammalia, Rodentia, Muridae. The record is from RefSeq and is a predicted model, not a curated record.
UGGGGUUUGCAAGCUAAGGGGCGCGUUCCUGAGCGGUCCGAUUCCUAGGAGCGCUGCGUCCUGUCAGCCUUGUCUCUAACCACAGACCCCGUCCAGAGACAGGCGAAAUGCUGGGGUUAACAACCUCUCGCUAGGGUCGGCCCUCAGCGAGGCAAGAUAGAAGAACCGGUCACAGGGAGAGCCUGAGAAAGCAAAGGCCCUAACAUGGCGGGCAAUUAACAAUCUACUUCCGGAAUUUAAAGCCAGCUUCCGGAAGCCGAGAGGGUGUUCCCAUGACAACCGACGUCGGUUCCUUGAGGUCCUUGCAUUAGAGCCAAGGAAACAGCUCUGAUUUGGAAAAACUAAACAUCUCUCCCGGAGUUCUGGGCAGAGAGAAAACCAGUAGUCAUUUUCUUCAGAACUGUGGAAUGUACCCUUGGGAGUCCCACAAAUCAGGCAGAAGAUGCUCCAGACCGGUAACUACAGCCUGGUGCUCUCCCUGCAGUUCCUGUUGCUGUCCUAUGACCUGUUCGUCAACUCCUUCUCAGAGCUACUUCGAAUGGCUCCUGUUAUCCAGCUUGUGCUGUUCAUCAUCCAGGAUAUUGCAAUCCUCUUCAACAUCAUCAUAAUUUUCCUCAUGUUCUUCAACACCUUCGUCUUCCAGGCUGGCCUGGUCAACCUCCUUUUCCAUAAGUUCAAAGGGACCAUCAUUCUGACAUCUGUGUACCUCGCCCUCAGCAUCUCCCUACAUGUCUGGGUCAUGAACGUGCGAUGGAAAAACUCCAUCAGGUGGACAAACGGCCUGCAAACACUGUUUGUAUUCCAGAGACUAGCCGCAGUGCUCUACUGCUAUUUCUACAAAAGGACGGCCGUGAGACUGGGUGACCCCCGAUUUUACCAGGACUCACUGUGGCUGCGCAAGGAGUUCAUGCAAGUCCGAAGGUGACCACUUCAUGUCACAUGGGUGAAUACCUUUCCUUCCUGGUAGAAGGUGCCUGCCUGGGCUGCUCUCCAGGGAGGAGCAGCCAUUGGCACCAGGAAGCAGGGGGACUUCCUAGGACACAUUUAUGCUAGCUGUGCUCAGCAUUCAAGAAGGAAGAUUCACCAGGCAUGGUUGGAAACAGAGGCAGGAGGAUUGCUGUGGUUUGAGGCCACCCUAGGCCUACCUAAUGAGUUCUAGGUUAGCCUGUAGAGAGAGACCCUAUCUCCAAAAAAACAAAAACAAAAAAAAGGAAGACCUUCCUUAUUGCAAAUUACAGUGUUUCCCUGCCGCAGACUGUAGUGCGAAGUGCAGUCUUGCCUCCUCCUCAUCGGCCCACUUCCUUCUCUUCCUACUUUGUACCACUCACUCACUGUCUUUCCCUCCUCCUUCCAAGAAUCUGCAGCUCUGGAACUACCACUCUUUAAAGCUUAUGGUUCCGCCUUUUAGGUAGCAGCGAGUCAGCCUAGGCCCUGUUCUGCUGACCCCAUCCUUGAGUGACUGGAGGAUGCAGAGAGUGAUGGCCAUGUCCUCCUGACUGACCACACCUUAGUCAUUUAGAUUUUAUAUCCAAAGUACUUUUUUACAGUUCUAAAAGGAGAUAAAUAGAAUUUUUUUUUAAAUAAAUGGUAGAGUGUGUCUGUC